AUGGUCCCACAAGUGUCAUCUAACGCUACGUCCCUAUCGACCAAGGAGAGGCACUAUGCACAACUUGCAGGCAAGCUUGGAACGCUGGCCAACACCUUCGAAACCACAAAACAGCACUUGAACUUGGCAGCAGAACAAGCCUUCUACAUGCGCAAGCUUGGUAUUGCCCAGGCGUCAACAUUCAUGGCGGUACUACACCAAGUCGAUCGCGAGCAGGAGGCAAGCCCCACUCACGAGGCAUGA
Ustilago hordei is the source of this 243-nucleotide messenger RNA. RefSeq lists its product as uncharacterized. Gene Ontology annotation, cellular component: DASH complex. NCBI's taxonomy places the organism in Eukaryota, Fungi, Basidiomycota, Ustilaginomycetes, Ustilaginales, Ustilaginaceae. Bases 1 to 243 code for a protein of 80 amino acids. The transcript is spliced from 2 exons. Gene Ontology annotation, biological process: attachment of spindle microtubules to kinetochore. The record is from RefSeq and is a predicted model, not a curated record.